GAACUCCAGAAGAAGAAGAAAACGGGAAGUAGUAGUGCCAUCACACACACAGCUUUGAGUCUUCUGAGGUGAGGUAAUUGGGUUUUUCAUGGCCCUAAAUGAAGUGGAGGUGGUAAAAUCCUGCUCAUGUGCACACACACAGAGGUACCGCAUUUCAACUGGCUGAAGAAAACACAUUUUACAAGCACAUAUUUGAGAUCUGCUCCUCCAACCACACAGGAGUUCACCAACAGUUCAGCCUUUCCCACAACAGUUAAUGAAAGAAAGUCCGAAAACAUGACUGAUCCAGAACCCUGCAGAAUAAAACAGGAAGACACUGAACAACAAAUAGACCUGAUAGAAGAGAACAAGGAGAUUGAAGAACUGAUUGAAGAGGGGGAGAACCAUCAUGUCAAAACUGAAGAGAUAUCCUGGAGUUCCUCAUUUAAAAGAGGAGACAAAAUAUGGCCUCAGUGUGGAAAGAGUCUCUCAUGCAAGCAAAAUGUUGAUAUUCACAUAAAAUGUCAUCUUGAAGGGAAGCUGUACACAUGUAAUCAGUGUGAAAAGACUUUCACAAUAAAAGGAAACCUUACGAAACACAUGAAUAUCCACACUGGGGAGAAGCCGUACACAUGUAGUCAAUGUGGGAAGAGCUUCAGACUAAAAGUAAUCCUUAAAAAGCACAUGAAUUUUCACGCUGGGGAGAAGCCGUACACAUGUGGUCAAUGUGGGAAGAGCUUCAGACUAAAAGCUACCCUUAAUGAACACACAAGGAUCCACACUGGAGAAAAGCCAUACACAUGUGAUCAGUGUGGGAAGAGUUUCACACAAAAAGGAGCCCUUAAUGUACACAUGAGGAUCCACACUGGAGAGAAGCCAUACACAUGUAAUCAGUGUGGGAAGAGUUUCAGACUUAAGCAACCCCUUAACGAUCACAUGAGGAUCCACACUGGAGAGAAGCCGUACUCAUGUAAUCAGUGUGGAAAAUGUUUCAGAAAAUAUAGUGGUUUUAAAAAACAUCUGCUUGUUCAUUCUAGAGGAAGACUAGAUAAAAAAACAUUUUUUAGGGCAGAUUUCCAGAAGAACCACCUGAAAGUUCAUACAAAGGAGAGGCCUUAUGUAUGCUAUUUAUGUGGAAAGAGUUUUAGUCAGAUGGUUGCACUAAAGAUACACCAGAAAAGACACAGCGGUGUGAAGGAUCAUGUUUGCUCUGAGUGUGGAAAGACUUUCGUUACAUAUGGUGCACUGAAAGUGCACAAAACAGUUCACACUACAGAAGCAGCUUACAAGUGUUCACACUGUGACAAGAGAUUCAAACGGUCAGAAUAUCUGAGAAUACAUGAGAGGAUCCACACUGGAGAGAAGCCGUACACAUGUGAUCAAUGUGGGAAGAGCUUCAGACUAAAAAAAAUGCUUAAUCAACACAUGAAUAUCCACAGUGGAGAGAAGCCUCACACAUGCGAUCACUGUGGGAAGAAUUUCACACAAAAAGGAAACCUUAACAAACACAUGAAAAUCCACACUGGAGAGAAGCAACACACAUGUGAUCAGUGUGGGAAAACUUUUGUGCAUAAAGGAAACCUUAAAGACCACAUGAAUAUCCACACUGGAGAAAAGCCAUACUCAUGUGAUCAGUGUGGCAGGAGUUUCGCACAUAAAGGAAACCUUAUUAAACACCUGAAAAGACACACUGGGGAGAAGCCACACACAUGUGAUCAAUGUGGGAAGAGUUUCGCAGAAAAGGCAACCCUUAAUGAACACAUGAGGAUCCACACUGGGGAGAAACCAUACACAUGUGAUCAGUGUGGGAAGAGUUUCAAGCGAAAAGAAGGCCUUAAUGAUCACAUGAAAAUCCACAGUGGAGAGAACCCGUACACAUGUGAUCAGUGUGGGAAGAGUUUCAAGCGAAAAGAAGGCCUUAAUGAUCACAUGAAAAUCCACAGUGGAGAGAACCCGUACACAUGUGAUCAGUGUGGGAAGAGUUUCAAGCGAAAAGAAGGCCUUAAUGAUCACAUGAAAAUCCACAGUGGAGAGAAGCCGUACACAUGUGAUCAGUGUGGGAAGAAUUUCACACAAAGAGGAUCCCUUUAUCAACACAAGAAAACCCACACUAGAGUGAAGCCAUACACGUGUGCACAAUGUGGGAAGUUUUUCAAAAAUUCAAGUUUUUUUAAAGUACACCUGCGUACUCAUUCUAGAGAAAGACAAUAUAACUCUGACCAGUGCAGUAAAAAUAAUUUCAGGGCAGAUUUCCUGAAGGGCCACGUAAAAGUUCAUACAAAAGAGAGGCCUUACGUAUGUAAUUUAUGUGGAAAGAGUUUUAGUCAGAUGGUUGCAUUAAAAAUACACCAGAAGAGACACAGCGAUGUGAAGGAUCAUAUUUGCUCUGAGUGUGGGAAGGCUUUUUUUACUGAUAGUGAAGUGAAACAGCACCAAUCUGUUCACACUACAGAAACACCUUACGAGUGUUCACACUGUGACAAGAGCUUCAAACGGUCAACACAUCUUCAAAUACAUGAGAGGAUCCACACUGGAGAGAAGCCGUAUCACUGCCAUUCAUGUGGGAAGAGAUUCACUCAAUUAUAUUCUUUAAUCUGUCAUAAAUUACAUGUCUGCAUGUCUGAAAUUACAGUAAGUAGUUCAAGUUCUGGUCCUGUACUUCCAGGUAUGAUAGAUGGUAGGUAGGGCUGCAUUAAGUAAUUAUUUUGAUACAUGAUUAAUCAGAGAUUAUUAGAAUGAUUAAUCAACUAAUUUUUGAUUAUU
Messenger RNA from Sinocyclocheilus rhinocerous, 2742 nucleotides. Its product is annotated as gastrula zinc finger protein XlCGF58.1-like. The transcript is spliced from 4 exons. NCBI's taxonomy places the organism in Eukaryota, Metazoa, Chordata, Actinopteri, Cypriniformes, Cyprinidae. Gene Ontology annotation, molecular function: DNA-binding transcription repressor activity, RNA polymerase II-specific; RNA polymerase II cis-regulatory region sequence-specific DNA binding. Gene Ontology annotation, biological process: regulation of immune system process; regulation of cytokine production; negative regulation of transcription by RNA polymerase II. The record is from RefSeq and is a predicted model, not a curated record. The coding region runs from base 127 to 2664 and encodes 845 amino acids. Gene Ontology annotation, cellular component: nucleoplasm; nucleus.